UGCGUGUCACUGCAUGUACAACACAUACAUACCGAAGGUGUUCCACCGCCUCUGCGGAUCGAUUGUUGCGCGCUGAGUCCGUCCGCCGUCUCUCGACUCCCCGUAGUUUGUUAUGGUGCGCCGUCACCGACGGUUUGUCAGUGAGAGUCGCGAGGCCAAGUGAUGCCGACCGGCUUUCUUCUGCUGCUCUUGGCCGCCCUCGCCGAGGCCUGCCACGGACUCCUGGAGCUGCCCGACACUUCCGGCAUCGACGGACAGCUCACCGCCAACCUCGGCGUCGACCACUUCUUCUCCUUGUGGCUCGUCUUCAACAACGACGACGUCAAGACCUCAGGUGAUCCUUUUACGAUCCUCGCCCCUCAAAAUUCGGCGACGAAGCGUGCCGAGACCCUGCUUCAGCAGCCCGAGCUCGUAAAGAAGCUCCUUCUCGACCAUGUGGUGCUUUCACGUCUCGACCUCACAAACCUCACCUCCGACACGUCGUUUCAAACGCUCGGAGGUCGAACAGUCCACGUCCAUCUCACGAAACCCGAUAAAUUGAAAGCUAAUGACGCCAACAUCGUCCAAAAAGUCGCCGUUCCUAACGGCUUGUUGGUGGUCCUGGACAACUACCUCUUCCCCGAAGAGGAGAAGAAGAAUGCCACGCAGGGGAAACUCGUGGACGUCCCUUUCACCCCGGAGACGCGAAACCAAUCCAAUACGACUUUCGUGGAGAAUGUCAUGGAGGUGCUGUCGUUUCUCAAAAGCGGGGUUAGAGUGUUCCAGCACUUCUUGUCUCGGUCCAACGUGUCGAAGUUGUUGGAGGAUGGGGAGGAGUACACGGUGUUUGUCCCCACGGAUCACGCCUUCCASAGGUGGCAUCCAAUCGAUUGGGGGUUUUACCCGUUUAGUGUGCCCGAGUUUACCGAGAGUAUCAUAAUUAACCACUUCGUCAAGGGGCGGCUUAAGCAGGACACGAUCAAGGAUGGUCAGGUGGUUAAGACGCUGGGGGGACGAGAGAUUGUCUUUAAGAAGACUCCAAACUUAUCGGUGAAUGGGGCCAUGGUCGUCAAAGGGGACACUCCAGUGUCUCGCGGCAAUAUAAUGUUCAUCGGAGAGGUACUCUUCGUGAGCGAAUCAGUUGUCUCAAAGCUGCAUCAGCAACACAGAGACAAGGAGACACCUCCGCUGUUGGCAUUCCCGUGGUUUGGGGCUCAAUUCCUUUCGCAUGCUUUUCUCGCGUUGGAGAGGGAUAAACGUUUCACACAUAUCACGCGGUUUUUGAAUCUGGCUGAUUUAGCACCGCACGUCUCUGGCACAGGAUACACCUUCUUUGUACCCACUGAUACGGCAUUCGAGGAAUUGGGCUUGGAUAAAAUGCCAGACAACUAUUUAUCGACCGGUGACGGCUUGCAAAUCCUUCUCAAUCACUUCGUCAAGGGCCGACUGUAUGACAAAGACUUGAAAGAUGGAACGCUGUUGACGACGCUGGGGAACAAGACGAUAAGCAUAAAGCGCACGAAAGACAAAGUCAAAGUCAACGACGCCGUCAUCGUUGAGAGCGAAGUCUUCGUCUACAACCUCGGCACGAUGUUUUACACGGACAAAGUCUUGUUCACUAAUGCGAACAAUCUUCCUUCGACGAGUACCGAGAGUGUUAAAUUGACUACCGAUACUUUUACCACUGCUUCAGACAUAGAAUCAGUUCCGGACGAGCUUACCGAAGAAUCCGGGGCUUUACCCGACGUGCUUUUUUCUGAUGGGGCAGCGACAACCGACGAAACGUUGCCAACCGAUAAACCCACAACUCAGAACGCAACUAUAAAAUGAACCAUGUUCCUAGACUAAAUGAGACAGUUUUAUCAAUGUGCUGCAAGAUUUUGUCGAAUGAUGUGAUUGUUUUAUUACAUUUUUAUUCUAGAUGUAGCUCUCUUAUCUUAUUUUACACAUUUAUGGCAUGUACGAGGCGUCCGAAAUCUGUGAAACUGAGUGCCUGUAUAAAGUGGCUCAAGGUUGUGGCCUAGGUCAUAAUUUGUACGUGUGGCACCUACUUUAGGUCACUCGUGGCUUCAUUUUUUGGACAUUUCUGUAUAUUUAUUGGCCGACUAUAUAAACAUAGCAACUUUUGUUUGAUCAGUUUUUAGUAUAGAUAAUGUACAAUACUAUGUGUAUAUAGUCAUAAAAUAUUUAUGUAUUUUAGAACAGUAUACAGGGUGUUUUGACGAGAUGAGUUUCUCUUGUCUGAUCAAAAUUUCCUAUAUAGAUUAGCAAAAAAACUGACUGAUGAAUGUUAGAAGAGACAAUUUGCAAAUAUUUUGCGAGUUGAUUUAUAUUUCUAUAAAACUAAUAUUAAAAAAUCUGUUUACGUAUCUAGUAAAUAGAUAUAUGUUGUGUAUUAGAAGCUUUAUAUUUGGGGGUAAUCAAUUGAAAAAAUUGAAUGUUUAGUGAUAGUAAAAACAUUCCAUAGUAGGUGUAAUGUUUAUUCAUUUGUAUAAAAGUCAAUUGUUAUUUUAAUACAGAAUACUGUAAGAAUA
Tribolium madens (black flour beetle) is the source of this 2513-nucleotide messenger RNA. Its product is annotated as transforming growth factor-beta-induced protein ig-h3. Gene Ontology annotation, molecular function: cell adhesion molecule binding. The record is from RefSeq and is a predicted model, not a curated record. Gene Ontology annotation, cellular component: extracellular matrix. NCBI's taxonomy places the organism in Eukaryota, Metazoa, Arthropoda, Insecta, Coleoptera, Tenebrionidae. The transcript is spliced from 4 exons. Bases 163 to 1809 code for a protein of 548 amino acids. Gene Ontology annotation, biological process: extracellular matrix organization; cell adhesion.